AUGUUUCGUCAGGCAUUAUUGGGAAGUAAAGUUGCCAGGACUCUAGUGCCGAGAUCCACUGCUCGUGUCCUAGGCCGUUCCGGAAUCAACCUUGUGCCUCUCAGAACUUACGCUGAUCGCUUUGAUAUCAAUAAGGCUGAGAACCUAGAAGCUCGUCGUCUCAAAUCGCUUCCUAAGACUCAACAAUGGGCCCAGUACUUCCAAACCACCGAGUUCAAAAAAAUGAUGACCAAGUACUACGUCGGAAUGUUCGCUGUGUUGUUGAUAGCGUUGUAUUACUACAUGAAUGAUAAGUACAAAGAAGAGAAACACUUGAAGAAGAUCCGCCGCAAGUAUCAUGAAGACCGCUCAAGCUUGUCGGAGUACGAGUUUUUGAAACUCAAAUUGACUUCAGGAAUUAAAUUGAAGCCUAGAGAGGAGAAGAAGUUCGAGCUUUACACAAAGAUGCGCAGAGAGCUCUUGAAGAAUGGAACUUUAGAGACCCUAGAAUUAUAUGACCCUACCCCGGAGGACUUAGAGGAAUGGUACUCGAAGCAAGAGGUUAAAAAAGUAGUCAUUGCUGGUGUUUCGGAGGAUUCCAGUGAUGGUUUGUCUGGCAAGGCUGCAGUAAAGACGAGCACUAUCGAAAUGCUCAUGGAGGAGACACCCGAGGGACCUCUCACAAACCUGACUAAUCCUAAAAUCCAACCCGCUCUGGACACCACUGAUCUAUUCGAUGAUAUCGCUGCCGAGUAUGACGACUCAUUGAAGUGGGAAGAACGGGGUAUCCUCAUGGGUAUGAGAAGAAAAUGGCUUAUGAACAAGGCAGAAGGUCAUGUCUUGGAAGUUGCAUGUGGUACAGGAAGAAACAUUCCAUACUUUAAUCCGCUGGGAAAAAUAGACUCGAUUACGUACAUGGACUCAGCACCUCGAAUGGUUGAGAUUUGUCAGAAGAAGUUUAGAGAAAAAUAUCCAAACUACAGAAAAGCCGCAUUUGCUGUGGGAAAGGCCGAAAACAUGGAUACGCUCAAUCCGCAUCAGUAUGAUACUGUGAUUGAAGCCUUCGGACUCUGUGCAUACGAAGAUCCCGUAAAAGCUUUACGCAACAUGACAAGGGUUUUGAAGCCUGGCGGAAGAUUGAUCCUCCUAGAGCACGGAAGAACCCACUACGACUUCUUGAACAAUCAUUUGGACUUCAGAUCGGAGAAAAGAAUGAAAACAUGGGGUUGCAGAUGGAACCUAGACAUUGGUGAGAUUGUUGAGGAUGCUGGCUUGGACAUUACCUACGAGAAGCACGCCCAUUUUGGCUCAACAUGGAUGUUGAUAUGCAAGCGGCCAGAGGAUCCAAUGCGACUUGAUGAGAAGCCGUUCCUCAAAAAACUUUUGGGAUCAAAGAUGAACACCGUUGACAGAGGCGACAAAUAG
This is a messenger RNA of Australozyma saopauloensis, 1404 nucleotides long. RefSeq names its product putative RNA methyltransferase. Bases 1 to 1404 code for a protein of 467 amino acids. The transcript has a single exon. Gene Ontology annotation, molecular function: S-adenosylmethionine-dependent methyltransferase activity. NCBI's taxonomy places the organism in Eukaryota, Fungi, Ascomycota, Pichiomycetes, Serinales, Metschnikowiaceae. The record is from RefSeq and is a predicted model, not a curated record.